Molecule: messenger RNA, 3451 nt
Organism: Cyanistes caeruleus (blue tit)
Lineage: Eukaryota; Metazoa; Chordata; Aves; Passeriformes; Paridae
Source: RefSeq, a predicted model, not a curated record
AUGUAUUCCUGGGAAAGAUGCCGCUGCCAUCCGUGUGGUGCCCGCCCUGGCUGCACACAGAGACACCUCUGCAUCUCUGCCGUGCUGCUGCUCGUCCUCGCGGCCGCCCUGGCCUUGGGGGUGGCACUGGCACUCCUGCCACGGGCACCAGUGAGCCGCUUCUGCACAGCCCCCAAUAACAAGACAGGCUUCUUGUGUGAUGACAGAGUGACCUGUGUCCCAGCCAGCUGGGUCUGUGACAGGGUCAGCAACUGCAGGAACGGAGAGGAUGAGCAGGAGCAGCUCUGUGGUGACUUGCCCCACAGCCUCCCAGGGUACCUGGUUUUCUACUGCAGUAACCCCAGAUCCUGGGUUUAUGCUGACCAGAGGUGCAACGGGAUGAACGACUGCGGGGACUGCUCUGAUGAGACGUGGAGCUGUAAGUCUGUCUGCUGGCUCCUGUCUUUUCUGCUGAGGGGUAGCACCAAGCCAGUGUCUGCUUUGGAGUGGUGGAGCUGCAGCCCUGUGCACUACGAGUUCUGCUCCUGCAUCCCCAGGAGGCUGUGCCGGGAUGGCAUCCAGCACUGCCUGGGCUGGUCCGACGAGUUCGUCUGCACAGCCUGAAUCCUGUGCCCAUCCCUGCUGGGGACAGCAGGGCGCUUCCCACACGUCACCCUGGAGCCUUGGGCUCCUGCCCUGCCACCCCCUUGGGAAGCUCCAGCCCGAGGAAAUGGUCCCAGCAGGGCCCAGGGGUGUGUGGCAGCCCCUGGCUGGACACUGGCUGUGGGACAGCUGCCAGGAGUCUGCUGCCAUGUGAAGGUGACGCUUCCUUCAUGGGCAGCACUGACUCAGUGCCAUGCUGGAGACGCUUCAGCAGGCACUGCUGGCACAGCCCUGGGCCAGGGGAUUCUCCUCUGCCCACACUGGGGCCAGAGUGAGCCACGGGAGGGACACUGAGAACUGCCCCGAGCAGCAGGAGCUGAGUGAGGUGAGCCUCCAACACAUCUCCAUCGUCCUGAUCUUCACUGGCAGGAGGAGAAGCUUCUAUUUGUGUUCAGAACACAUCUGCAGAUGGUUUCAGCAGUGACUUUGAGGGCUCUGUGUUGAUGCUCCCGGGACACUUCCUUGGGAAUGCUGUGCUGGGAGUGACACCGUGGGGAGCUGCUGCUCAGGCCACCUCCUGCUCCCUUCUCAAACCAUGAAGGCCAACACAGAGAGUGUAAUGACAUGGAAAACUGGAGAAGUUUCAGGGUUUUGGGGGAUAAAUCAUGUCCCUGUGACAGCCAGGGCAGGGAACCAGCAUGUAAAUAACCUGCUCUUCACUCAGGGCUGUGCAGUUUUGCAGCAGCAGGUUGAGAACAGCCAUGGAGAUGGGAGAGGUCUCACUGAAAUUAGCAAAGAAAGGAGGAAUAAGAAGUCUCAGCCUUGGAGCAGAGAGCAGCAGAAAAUCAACUGCUGCUCCCAGGGUGGUGUGGGAUGACACUGGAUCUGUUUGCUCCUUGUUUUGUUCCUCUGCCAGUAAGGCAGGGUCAGGCAGUCAAGCCUUCGAAGCAGUCCUCAGGAUAUAGGUAUGGACAUGACACUGAAAUUUAAGCAAGCUGAGGUUUUCUCUGCUCCUUUGAAAAUCUCAUCUGUGUCUAAAACAUCGAGGAAAACCCCACAUUUACAGUGAGUACUCUUACUUUUCUGGGCCCAAAAUAAACAUGAGGUGAUCUUUUUCCCAUUGCCACCCUAGGUCACAGAUAUUUAAAAAUAAACCCCUGUUCACUCAUCUCUUCUCUGUCCUGUGAUCUGCAGCUCUGCCUGUCACUGUAACUCAGAUCAAUGGUGAAUGUUGCUUCUAAUUUGUCACUGGGAUAUAGCUGGAAAUCGGAGAAAUCUUUUUAUAAAUAGCUUUACAGUAUUGUGACUCACAAUUCACCUGGAAUGAGAUGGCAAAAUCCUGCAUGAGGAAUGUUAAAGCUUCUUUUUCUCACCUGUCCCUCUCCAGGCCUGGCCAGGGUGCACAGCUUGGAUUCUUGUGCCUAUGAAAUGUUGUCCCCGUGCAGUAAGGAUUGAACUAAUCAGCUGUUAAAAAACAAAUACAAGAACAGUCAUGCUUAGCACAGGGCUUAGGGAAUGGGAUUGGUAAAAAUAGGAUUGGUAAAAAAAUGUGCAUCUCUCCAUGGUCAGAUCAGCACAUCUCCAGUGCUGGAAGGGGGGUGGCAAAAAAUUCCGUGGUGGCACCAGAAGCAGCUUGAGGGGGAAGAUUUCACAUCUUCCUCCCCUCUGAGCCACUGUUUGGAGUCACAAUUUGUGCCAUUAUUUGUCUCAGCAGAGAGUUGAUGUAGUUGUCAGGGGAAGGUAUUAAUAGCCUUGAGUUUCUGGGAAAAGAAAGUAGGAUUUGAAUGCAAGUGUUUCGUGUUGCCUGUUUUGUUUGUGUUGUUUGUUUGUGUUCCUUUUUUGAGGAAAAUUCUGCAGUAAGGAAAAGACAAAGGGGUUUUGUUCUUUAUGCAUUUUUGAGCUGAAGUUCAUUUUCUUGGCCUCUUCAUGGUUUCCAAGGAUGUGCUGCUUUUCUUGGUGAUGGAUUAUGGUAAACAGCAGUGUAAAAAGAAGAUAUCCUCUGAUGAAGCACUAGUAGAGGAAACCUGGAGAAAAUCCUUGGCCUCAUGAGGCCCAAGAGGAAAAUGAUGAACACUCUGCACCUCAGCCAGUUUUGAUGGAAACACUCAGGGCAGGGAUUCAAUGUUAAACAGUUACCUGCAGCAUUACAGCUGCACAGACCAACACAGAACAGGUCUGAGAGUUCAGGUGAUUUAUAGCUGAUCUGAAUAAUCAAUAUUUGAAUUUAAAAUGCCCCUCAAUAUUUCCAGCUGGAGAAGCACAGUUAGUGUAUUGCAGGCACACUGAAAAUGUUUUUUAAACCACAGAAUGAUGUCAAAUGCAGUGAAUUUGCUUGUAAGGCAGAAUGUAUUACAACUGCAGAGCAUAAUCUCUACAGUAACCUCAUUCCAGCUCUCAUUUCCUGGGCUAAAAUGAGAAAGAAAGGGGACUUGUGUUCCACUUUGGGCUUCUGCAACGGCUGUUGGCAAGGUGAUACUGCCUCUGCCUCCCUUCCCAGAGGUCUGUGCUUAUCCUUUGUUCUCCCUCCCUUUGCCACAGCCCCAUCAGCACAGCCUGAUGCUUUUGGGCUGAGGUUUCUGUUCCAGCAGCACUGUAAACAUCCCAUGGCACUUGACAAGCCCAGUGCAGCUUCAUUUCAGAUGAGCUGCAAUGAUUCAUGUCUUGCCCCUCGAGAGGCAGGAGAGGAGCAGGGAUAGGACCAGCUGUUUUGGUAAGAAAUACCUUCAUCAGAAGAGGUAGUUAAGGAUGACAACAAAAACUUUAUUUGAAAAAAUUAUUAUGUAUUGAAAAUAUACAGUAGCAUUACCAACCUUCUUGUCUCUAUCCCUUCCCCAGCACAGGUUACCCCACAGGCAUGUCACAGCAACCA